AUGGGAAGUCAGGCAAGUAUAGCACACCAGCUAGCUGGAUUGCCAGGGAGCGAUUGGGGUGCACUUGCGCGGCACUAUCCACCCCCAUUGUUGCCGACCCCCGCACACUUUACUCCACAUGUACUAUCACCUGCGCAUACGCAACCACAACACGUACCCGCUCCACCCCAUGAAACUGACGUGAAUUCGGAUAAUCCCAUAACAAUGCGUGCACACAGCACGACGAGUCCAGCAACUUCGCGUCCAAGUUCACCACAUGACGAUGACGACAUAUCGGUUACUGCAUCUAGCAGUCCACCUCCUGAUGAACGUCCUGGUGCUUUUACUUCAGUCACGAGGCCAAGAAAACCCCUUCAGCCUCUACCGGCACCAUCAAGCUUAUUCCACAGCGCUUUGGCAGCACAACUCUUUCUCAAUUCCCCUUUACUACCAAGUCCACCUGCGUGGCUGUAUUCACAGCUAUACGGUGGAUAUGACUGGUGGCUUCGACCACCACCUGCUCAAGAAGAUUCAAACCAUUCAAGUCCCGAAAGAGAAGAGGAAAAUUCAUCAACAUCAGGGACGGGGAAAAAACGACCAGCAUCACCUGAAUGGACAGAACAAGGCGUACGAACUCGAAGCAAGUCCCUUUUAACGUCAGAAAGACGGCCUGUCGAUGUUUGGCGUCCUUACUAG
Molecule: messenger RNA, 675 nt
Organism: Arctia plantaginis
Lineage: Eukaryota; Metazoa; Arthropoda; Insecta; Lepidoptera; Erebidae
Source: the annotation of a GenBank genome assembly